This is a messenger RNA of Sparassis crispa, 414 nucleotides long. RefSeq lists its product as hypothetical. Lineage: Eukaryota; Fungi; Basidiomycota; Agaricomycetes; Polyporales; Sparassidaceae. The record is from RefSeq and is a predicted model, not a curated record. The transcript has 2 exons. Bases 1 to 414 code for a protein of 137 amino acids.
AUGGCUGCAGCCUGGGAUAGUCGGGGAAGGUGCGUAAACUCUUCGGGCGAGGCGCAGAGGCUCGUCUCCGGGACGCGUAGAAACACGGAGGAGCACUUGACGAUUGAACGGGGUUUGGCGCAGAGAAAGAUUUGGAUUUGGCGGGCACACGUUAAGGUAGGCGAACAGGCGAAGACAGCCAGCACAUCUCCCAGGGAACGUCGAGCGCAUGAAUACAUCCCGGUCUUCGAAGCCGAACAGCAGAACCCAAUCUACUUCCGCGGCCUAGUACAGCAUCUGUCCUGCAUUCUUAGCACUCCCACUGAGAACACCCUGACGUAUCUGCGGCAGAUGCUGAGUCCGGAGGGCGGGGAAAGACGCGGACACGACACGACUAUCACACACUGCUCUCGUAUCAUUGACAGCGUGGAUUAG